AUGUUCUUGACCAGAAGCGAAUACGAUCGUGGAGUAAACACCUUCUCUCCGGAAGGUCGUCUCUUUCAAGUGGAAUAUGCCAUUGAAGCCGUGAAAGUAAGGAUGCUGUUGAUUUUUUUUAUUAUUCUUUAGCUCGGCUCUACCAGUAUUGGUAUCCGUACAAACGAAGGCGUCUUAUUAGCUGCUGAGAAGAGAGCUUCCUCCAAACUGAUGGUAAAUGAUGCCGUGGAGAAGGUUUCGAAGGUCGAUGAACAUAUUGGUGAGUUCAAAUAAUUUUUUACCUUUCUUUAGGUGUCACUUUUGCUGGUCUCAUUGCUGAUUCCCGAACAUUGGUUGAAAGAGCUCAAGUAGAAUCUCAGAAUUUCUGGUUUACCUACAAUAGGAAGAUCAGGGUUGAAGAUGUUACCCAAUCUGUGGCAAAUUUGGCCCUCCAAUUUGGAGAUGAUGAUGUAAAAGCCUCUAUGUCUCGUCCUUUUGGUGUUGCCAUGUUGUUUGCUGGAGUUGAUCAAACUGGUCCCAAGUUGUAUCAUCUUGACCCCUCAGGCACUUUCAUCGAUUGUCUGGCGAAGUCGAUCGGAGCUGCUUCAGAUGGGGCCGAGCAGAAUUUGAAGGAACACUAUCAUGAGGUAUGUUUUUAAUGGAAAAUUGGUUUUGUUAUCAAGCCUUUAUUUGUAUUAUUUUAGAAUUUGGCCCUCCGAGAAGCUGAGAAGGUAGCGUUGACCAUUCUGAAGCAAGUGAUGGAAGAAAAGUUAACCAGCUCCAACGUCGAAUUGGUUACAAUCACCCCGAUUGAGGACAAGAAUGGUCGACAAAUUGGAAAGUUCGAACGAUUGAACAAAGAACAACUUGAAUCCCUGGUGGCUGAACUCUAA
Molecule: messenger RNA, 872 nt
Organism: Bursaphelenchus xylophilus (pine wood nematode)
Lineage: Eukaryota; Metazoa; Nematoda; Chromadorea; Rhabditida; Aphelenchoididae
Source: the annotation of a GenBank genome assembly